AUGAGGUCGGGCUAUAUCAGUGUUGACUACAAGAUCCAACGUUCCUACCUCUUUGUGGUGGUCGCCAAUGUCGGCCCCGGCGGCGUCAGUCGCACCCUCUCCGUGGCCUACCGCCAGCACCCUGAGAAAUACAACGCAAGAGGAUCAGGGACACGAGUAGAGCACAUGGUGGCCGACACCCUCGCGCUGAUCGCGAUUCUCUCAGAUCCUGCCAACCGCGCCCCGCUUGAGGCGGAGAAGGCGAUAGCGGAGGACUGGUAUCGUCGCUCUCACGAGCCUCCUGUGAAUGAACGACCCAGUGUGCCUGAUCGCCCGCAGCCCCUUUAUGUGCCCCCGAGCAAGCGUCGGCUGCGCGUGGAACCACUGCCAGAACUGCCAUGGCAGGAUGAGGCAGUCCGCACGUUUCCCUUCACUGCGACGUGCGUACUACUAGCGUUGCUACGGGGCGACCACAGAUACUGGACCUGCAUCGGCGACGUCAAGUUCCAGCCGCUGUCGACGGUAUUCCGGGGCGACUGCAAAGAGUAUGGUCUCAUCGUGCUAGAUAUCUCUGAUCUAAAUAGCGGUGUUAAGUAUGGCAUUGCGGCGUUUAACAUGCGCUACAUGGCCCAGCUUUCGUGGCACAGCGACACGGGGGGCUGGGAUCCUGUCGAAGACCCUCCACCAGCCCAGGAGCCGGAUGUGGUCCUGGACCUUCCGCGGCCUCGAGAGCUGCUAUCGAUUGUUCAGUGGAUAGGGGAGUAUUACCACUGGUCGGAUCUGAAGUCGCUACACAUUGUCGAACAACUGGAGCUGAGGCCACUGGCGGAUGCGACCUCCUUAGAUUACAUUCGACCUCCUAAGUCCACCGUCAAGCCGCCAGACUAUAUGGUCGGCUACUCUAUAACAGACGACCGGCCGCCUGAUACAAAAGAGGCGUCAACACCAUCCUCCAGCAGGACCACACUGACUGAGCCACCACCACCAGUCCCAGCAGACAUCGACCGUGCAAUUCACGAUCUGCUCGAUCUCACCCAGGAACCCACCCCCGGACCCCUCCAGAAGAGAGAAAAGCCUGUGUUCCGUUGGAGACUGCAGCAGAGACUUGAAGAGGAACCCUACAGGCUUGGUCCCUUUAUGUUCUCCAGCCAGGUCCUGCGUGUUGCAUAUGCGGCGUGUCAGCACCUUAACUGGGUGGUAUUUAACCUAUCACCUCAUAUCAUUACCGCCGCUAUAAGAUCAGAUGAGCUUCGGGCUGCGUCUGCACUGAGUAUCUGUGUUGACCAGCCCCGAUUCGCAGAGUCGGGCCUCGGUGAUCUUGCAGCAGCCCUGGCGCAGUCGACAUCCCUUAAACAAGUCUGCCUUGUACAUCGGCCGGACUAUAUGAACGACGAUAUAUCAGCUCGUCUCCACUCAUAUAUACUAAAACAAUGGGAGAGUGACUCUAACCACACCAUGAAGUCGAGAACCAUCUAUUCGACCUCAGCCUUCCUAACUGGUUUACGCAGUCGCGAAUAUCUUCCUUCGUCCCCGACGAUUAGUUCUAGUCACACCUCCUUCUCUCCUACGGUCUUUCCUACGAUACACCUCUUCAUGUUUGACAGCACGAACGGUUCCAGCACUGGAUAUACGAGCUACUACUGUAUGGAAAAUACUAUGUUAACCGCGGGGGACUUCGCCAUCCGAUUCCUCGGAUACCUCCAAGCCCUGGGCCCAGAAAUGCAACCUAACAAGGCGAUCUUACGAUUCGCCUAUAACUGGGGGCUGUGGUUGUUCCCUCCCAUCCGUGACGGGAGCCCCCACAGGCCACCCCGGUCCAUUAAAACGGCAUCAUCAGCGGCAGAUGAAUUGGGCGUACGUCCCAUUCCCCUAGGCUUCUUCGACCCCGAGCCGGAUCUCAACAGCCCCUCCAGUGUCCGGCUGGGAGAGGUCCCACGCGGGGGUUGGGUGGUUCUUGUAGAUCGACGAGAUCCUAAAAGUGAACGGGGCGAGGACAAGCCCUUCCUACAAUACUCUUUCGUGCGCAUUCAUGGCGCCCCCGUCGAGAUGGCACCCGAGGAAGGGGAACAGCAACCCCAUCAACAACAUGCAGAACAACAACAGCAAAACCAACAAAAAGAAGAAGAAGAACCCCUAAACUCCCUUCAAGUAAUUGGCGGGCUGACCGACUUCCUACGGAUCACCGUGCCAGACACGGACAUAUCCACAUGGGAGACACGGCUGGAGGUGGUCGAGAGCGAGGUAUCUACCGCUUCAAUCGAGACAACUCCGUCCAGCGUGUCGUCAUCGACUCACGCGUCUGUGAAUACGUGGGUCCGAAGGCUCAUGGAACGGAGCCAACAGGGGGAGGAAACGGCCGAGCACGACGAGGUCGUGGAGCAACAGCGGCUAGAGCAGGAGCUCUUGGAGGCACAAAUCGGGGUGGAAGAGGUCGAGACGGAAGAACCCUGCAGCAAGGUCCGCGCUAUGGCGGAGAGCUUGGCUCUUACUUUGCUCGGCCGGUUACGGUGA
This is a messenger RNA of Penicillium paradoxum, 2490 nucleotides long. RefSeq lists its product as uncharacterized. Lineage: Eukaryota; Fungi; Ascomycota; Eurotiomycetes; Eurotiales; Aspergillaceae. Bases 1 to 2490 code for a protein of 829 amino acids. The record is from RefSeq and is a predicted model, not a curated record. The transcript has 3 exons.